AAAGAUCUACGGUGGGAGGCCGUGUUAUCCGGUCUCUUCCGUUACCGCUCGACGCCGGCUCGGUGCAGUGAUGGCCAUCGCCGCGGCUACCAUGGCGGUCCACCACCCCUGCGCCCGCCUCCGCGUGUGCGCCGCCUGGGACAUGAACCCCGGCGCGGCAACCGUGGCCGUGCCCAAGCCCUCCAAGGCCAAGCCCAUGCCGCCGGCGACCGAGACCACCCCGACCCGGCCGCCUCCUCCAACCCACGCCGACCUCUUCGCGCGCGGCAGCGACGGCCAAGGAGGAAUAAAGAGCACAUAUAUGGGCUUUGAGAAGUGGUGGUUACCACCGCCGCCAGCUGUGAAGAAACCCCGAUCGCUCUACAGCGCAGCAUCGUUGGCUUACUUGGGAGACUGCAUAUAUGAACUUUAUGCUCGGAGGCACUUCUUCUUCCCACCUCUGAGCAUCAAUGAGUACAACAAGCGUGUGAUGGAGGUUGUAAAGUGCGAAUCACAGGAUCUUUUGUUGAACAAGCUUCUUGGAGAGGAUUUUCUAAAUCAAGAAGAAAGGGACAUACUUCGUUGGGGAAGAAAUAUUGUUAGCAGCAAAACUCGCACCAGAAAGCGUGCAGGAAUUGCAGUCUACAAUCGGGCAUCUUCACUUGAAACAUUGAUUGGAUACCUUUACCUCACAAAUUUCAAGCGAUUGGAGCAGUUGAUGUUUCAAUUAGGCUUCACGAGUGGUGCUUCUUCACAACAUAUUGCAGAUGAGCUGCGCUCGAGUUUCCAGAAAACAACCUCCACAUCCUCCUAAUCUCCGCAACCUGCAACGCAGUGAAUAGUUUCAAGGUGUAAUGAACUUGAUAGCACUUGCGCAAGGAUCUCUUAUGACUCAGCGACCGAUUCGAGCAUGCAUGACUUGUGGAAAUUCAGAUCCAAGAGUGAGACAAGAAUCACAUGGUUGGCAUAUGCUGUACAUUUAUCAACAAGUUUCAGAUAAUGGAGCAACGUGAGUCAUGAGUCACACUAGAGUCCGUGCACCAAAAGAGAUAAAGGACUGAAUGUGGGGGUGGAUUUUGGGCUUGUGUGGCUAUGAUAAAAGAAACUCCAAUUUGGGAGAACUAAGCCUUUUGUGAAUGACAAAUUCAUUAAGGCCCGGUUUGGGGCGAUGGAAUCUACCUAAAUUCAUGUAGGAAAUGAACUGGUUCGUGGGAAAUUGUUUGCAAAAACUUUGAAAAUACUGCUUCCUUGCA
This is a messenger RNA of Phragmites australis (common reed), 1232 nucleotides long. RefSeq lists its product as uncharacterized. Gene Ontology annotation, biological process: RNA processing. NCBI's taxonomy places the organism in Eukaryota, Viridiplantae, Streptophyta, Magnoliopsida, Poales, Poaceae. The transcript is spliced from 7 exons. Gene Ontology annotation, molecular function: ribonuclease III activity. Bases 71 to 793 code for a protein of 240 amino acids. The record is from RefSeq and is a predicted model, not a curated record.